CUGAAGUGACUGCAGUUCCGACGUUGGCCACGUGGGGCAGCAGUGGACAGACCAAAGCGUCAGUUACAGGAACUCCGCGACUGGUCCCCUGCUCAGCAUCCCCACUUUCCCUUUGCUAAGGAAGGAGCAAAUGAGGCCAGCAGCUUCCCAGGGAUCUUCCAGGCAUUUGGCACAAGACUGAACGGCUGAGGCAUCCAUCCCCAUGCACUGAGCAGCUUCCGAUUCUCAGCCUCCCCUGUGUGAGACUGUGGUGGUGCCAAGCCCCCACCACGUCACCCACUUCCUUCCUGUUCGUCUCAGCUGAGAGGUGCGAGUUGGGGGUCCACAGCAAGCCCAGCGCUGGGUGACCUAGGGUGAGCCGCUGACCCUCUCUGAGCCUUUAUGCAAAGCACCGAACGAGGAAUUCCGGGAGCCGCACCAGCGGAGGCGCGAGGCAUUGGUGGUGCACUUCCCCCCAGGGAAUAAAGACUCGGUGAUCGCCAGUUCUGCUCCAGGAUUGCCUCUUGCAGCCUCACUGAGCAGUCUGUGCUUCCUCCAGGAUGGAUGCACGGACGGUACUGCUGGGCCUGCAAAUCAUGUCACUCCCGCUCCUGGCUCAUUGUGCAGCCGCUACUCCCACCCUGAGAUUUGUGGCUGUGGGUGACUGGGGAGGGGUCCCCAAUGCCCCAUUCCACACAGCCCGGGAAGUGGCCAAUGCUAAAGAAAUCGCCAGAACCGUGCAGAUUAUGGGUGCUGACUUCAUCAUGUCCCUGGGAGACAACUUCUACUUCACUGGAGUGCAUGAUGCCAAAGACAAGAGGUUCCAGGAGACCUUUGAGGAUGUGUUCUCUGACCGUGCCCUCCGCAAUAUCCCCUGGUACGUGCUGGCUGGGAACCAUGACCACCUUGGCAAUGUCUCAGCACAAAUUGCCUACUCCAAGAUCUCCAAGCGCUGGAACUUCCCAAGCCCUUACUAUCGUUUGCACUUCAAAAUUCCACGGACAAACACAACUGUGGCCAUCUUCAUGCUGGACACCGUGAUGCUGUGUGGCAACUCUGAUGACUUCGUCAGUCAGCAGCCCAAAAUGCCCCGAGACAUGGGAGUGGCCCGAAGUCAGCUGUCCUGGCUCAAAAAGCAGUUGGCAGCAGCCAAGGAAGACUACAUUUUGGUGGCUGGCCACUACCCCAUCUGGUCCAUUGCUGAACACGGACCCACCCGCUGCCUGGUCAAGCACUUACAGCCACUGUUGGCCACAUACGGGGUCACUGCCUACCUUUGUGGACAUGACCACAACUUGCAGUAUCUUCAGGAUGAGAAUGGAGUGGGCUACGUGCUGAGUGGGGCCGGCAACUUCAUGGACCCCUCUGUGCGACACCAACGCAAGGUCCCCAAUGGCUACCUGCGCUUUCACUAUGGAUCCGAGGACUCCCUGGGUGGCUUCACAUAUGUGGAGAUAAGCUCCAAAGAAAUGAGUAUCACCUAUGUGGAAGCUGCUGGAAAAUCACUCUUCAAGACCAGCCUCCCUAGACGACUCAGACCCCUAUGGCUCUGAGGCAGGAAGCCUCUGCAUGCACGGUGGGUGGGCGCUGUGAGGACCUCAGCCAUGGGCAGCUUCUUCUCUGGUUCCUAUUGCUCUGACAGAGUGGGAAGGGAAACCACAGAGGCUUACAUACAUGAAAGGAGUAUGUGCACACUGACUAACCCCACCCCACAGCCAGGCUCACCCCUGAGGUUCUAGAGUACAGCUUUCUUGGAGUGAGGCUUUCUUCUAAAUCAAGCAUUUUAUUGUCACUGCUAUUCAAUAAAAGAAUGGUUGUCAAGACUGCA
Messenger RNA from Cricetulus griseus (Chinese hamster), 1807 nucleotides. The record is from RefSeq and is a predicted model, not a curated record. NCBI's taxonomy places the organism in Eukaryota, Metazoa, Chordata, Mammalia, Rodentia, Cricetidae.